This is a messenger RNA of Asparagus officinalis (garden asparagus), 1515 nucleotides long. RefSeq lists its product as uncharacterized. The record is from RefSeq and is a predicted model, not a curated record. The transcript is spliced from 10 exons. NCBI's taxonomy places the organism in Eukaryota, Viridiplantae, Streptophyta, Magnoliopsida, Asparagales, Asparagaceae. The coding region runs from base 97 to 1515 and encodes 472 amino acids.
AUAACAGGUGAUGAUGAGAUUUUUGUGUUGACCACCCACUGAAUUAGUGAAGAUGGGCCCAAGACUUGAGAAUAUGCUGACGUUGUGAGUAAGAAGAUGUACCGUAACAAAACGCCUACCGUUCAGAGUUCUACUUCUGGUAAUGCACCAAGUAAUCAAUCACAUGCAGAAUUAUUGAAAAAGAAACGUUCUCAUGCAGCAACUAGUUAUCUGCCAUACGUGAAUUCUACAGGGAAUGGAUCCGGUUCUAAUCCGAGUACAAAACGUACUCGUCUGCAAACUUCCAAUCAAGAAUGCCAAAAUUCUGUAGCAGAUGGACUGAAUUCUAGUAGUACUGUUGUCACCACAGAACGAACUACUACUGGGAUUAGAGUUAGUGCACGUCUUCAGCAACAAAGUGUUAAUGAUCAGCCAGUGGUAAACACCAUAGUUGAAGAGCGAGAUGAUAAUGUGAUGUCAGAUAUUAAUCAGGAGCCUCCUUCAGGUACAACCAAAAAGGUGCGAGGGAAGACAAGAGGAGUGAAUGCAGAUAAGGUGUUCUCCCAAUUGAAUUCUAAAAUACCUGUGACUCUGACCGAAGAAAAUGGUAGACCUACUGGCCCUUAUGCUGAGAUGUUUGCAAAUGAAAUUGGUUACACAAUUCGAAACUACGCCCCACUGAAUGUGGAAAAAUGGAAAAAGAUUGAAAAAGCAGAUGUGGAGAACUUGAUCAAAAGAAUGCAGAAUAAAUUUGAAUUUGAUAUGUCGCUCCCUUGGGUCCAGAGAUAUGUAAUUACAACAUGUCAGACCGUAUAUUGUAAUUUUCGCUAUAAGUUGAAGAAACAUUUUGAGCAGUUUUCAACAAUUGAGGAGGCAAUUCAAAACAAACAUGAAGCUGUCAAGACUCAGGAAGAAUGGGAGUUUCUUUGCACUCAUUUUUCUAGUGAAAAGUUUAAGAUUCGCUCAGAGAAGAAUGUUCUUAAUAGGUCAAAGUUGACAUAUCAUCACAAAGCUGGGUCAAAAUCAUUUAUGUCACACCAAGAGCAAAUUGCAACACAGACCGGAGAGAUGCAAGGUGCAAUUGAUCGUUUUGAAACAGAGUAUAGAAGUACAAAAAAAGGAUGGGACUUGGGAGCAAAGGAAAAAUGGGAUCAAAUGAUAAAGAUACGAGCAGAUACCACUCAACCUGAUGGAACUCGAACAAUGACAGAUGAGGAAAUUUGUGCAAAAGUUCUCAAAGUCAAAUCAGGCUACAUUAAGGGCUGUGGUUUUGGCCCUAGACCACCACCAUUAAGGUUCUCUCGUUCUUCAAUGAGUGAAAUGUCUGAAAAGAAUAAAGAGUUGCAAGAACAGCUUCAAGAGACCCAACAACUUGUAGGAACUCAACAACAAAAGAUCGAUGCGCAAAAUGAGGUAAUCCAAAGAUUGGAGGAGCAAGCCAAAAAGUUUAAGGAGUUUAUGGCUAAUUUUUCCGGGCAACAUCCAUCAGCUAAAUGUUUCUUUGAUCGUGUUGCAUUUGUUAUUGCUUUAGACUAG